Messenger RNA from Closterium sp. NIES-67, 911 nucleotides. Lineage: Eukaryota; Viridiplantae; Streptophyta; Zygnematophyceae; Desmidiales; Closteriaceae. The record is from the annotation of a GenBank genome assembly.
CAGCUGUAAUUAUUUACGCGAGCCGUCCCUCCCAGCUCAUACCAGUGCAUACGACGGCGUCUCGCAAGACGUCUACUACUUGUUCUGCUGACGCCAGCCCCAGAAACUACGACGAUAGCUCGUAGCAUUUCUGCCGGUGAUUGCGGGCCGGUCGUACUCAGACACUACUCGCUGUCUGUCGCUAUUGCUGCUGAUCCUUCAGUCAAUUGUCGAUAGUGCAGAACGGCAGAAGCAGCAAGCGUUCGAUAAUGCAGAAGGGCGAGGGAUCGGAUCCGGAGGUGACGUGGGAGGACCAGCAGAACAUAAACAAGUUCGGGCGACUCAACAACCGCCUGCACGAGCUGGACGAUGAGAUCAAAGCAAAGAAGGACUAUCUUGAGAAUGUAGAAGAUGCGAGCAACGAGUUGAUCCUAUGCGACGAUGAUACAGUGCGGUACAUGGCAGGGGAGGUGUUCCUGCACACAGAGAGGGACGACGUGGAGGGGCUGCUGGAGGGGCUCAAGGAGCGCACGAGUGGGGAGAUAGAGGCGCUGGAGGGGGAGAAGGGCAGCCUGGUGGCGCAGAUGGGCGAGCUCAAGGUGGUGCUGUACGGCAAGUUCAAAGAUGCGAUAAAUCUAGAGGAGGAUUGAUGUAUAUGAGUACCUGGAAUGUGAAGCUUUGGGGACUGAAGAAGUCUGUUUCUGUGGCGUUUGUGGCUUUUGUGGCCUUCAUGGCGCCUCAGAAAGGGCUGCUGGGGGGCCUAAAGGAAUGCACGAGCGCGGUGGGGAGAUGGGAGAAGGGGAGCCUGGUGGCUCAGAUGAGCAAGGUGAAGGCGGUGCUGUAUGUAUGGCAAGUUCAAAGAUGCAAUUAUCGUAGGCUGGUUUUUAGGAGCAGGAUAGGAGUGUGCUGCAAUGUGACUCGGUUUGGUACUG